This is a messenger RNA of Hirsutella rhossiliensis, 957 nucleotides long. Its product is annotated as phytanoyl-CoA dioxygenase (PhyH) domain-containing protein. The transcript has a single exon. Lineage: Eukaryota; Fungi; Ascomycota; Sordariomycetes; Hypocreales; Ophiocordycipitaceae. The coding region runs from base 1 to 957 and encodes 318 amino acids. The record is from RefSeq and is a predicted model, not a curated record.
AUGCCCUCGCCCGGCCUCACGCCCUCGCAGCGCUCCGCCUUUGCCCGCGACGGCUACCUCAUCAUCCCCGGCGCCCUGCCGCCCGCGACCGUAUCCUCGCUCCUCGGCGAGACGCACCACCUGCUGUCCUCGUUCUCGCUCGCCGACCACCCGCUCACGCGCUUCUCCACGGGCCAGCGCUCCGCCCACGUCGGCGACGACUACUUCCUCGCCUCGGGCGACAAGAUCCGCUUCUUCUUCGAGGAGGAUGCCUUUGACGCCGCCGGCCGCCUUGUUCGCGACAAGCACCGCGCCGUGAAUAAGAUUGGCCAUGCCCUGCAUGCGCUGAGCCCGCCUUUUCGCGCUCUCUUGCGCCCGGAAGACGGCGAGGGAGCGGAACAGGCGACGACCGGGGUAAGCCCCGCCGCCGUGGCGCGCGACCUCGGCUUCCGCGACCCGCGCGUUCUUCAGAGCAUGGUCAUCUGCAAACAGCCCGAAAUCGGCGGCGCCGUGCCCCCGCACCAGGACUCGACCUUUCUCUUCACCGACCCGCCCUCGGCCGUCGGCUUCUGGUACGCCCUCGAAGACGCCACCCUCGCCAACGGCUGCCUCAGCUUCCUCCCCGGCUCCCACCGCUGGGCCCCCAUCACCAAGCGCCUCGUCCGCAAGACCGGCCCCGACUCCCCCGGCACCGAAAUGGUCGACAACGACGGACCGCUCUUCCCGGCCGGCCACGACCCGCAGGGCGCGCAGCCUCCCGCCGCCGACGUCGGCGAUGGUGCCUAUGUGCCUGGGGAGGUCAAGGCUGGUGACCUGGUGCUUAUCCAUGGCAACCUUCUGCACAAGAGCGAGCGCAACACGAGCCAGAAGGGGAGAAUCAUCUACACCUUUCACAUGAUCGAGGCCGACGGCACCACCUAUGACGAGAGGAAUUGGCUGCAGCCGCCCGACGAGGGCUUCACUAAGCUUUUCACGUAG